This is a messenger RNA of Pimephales promelas (fathead minnow), 511 nucleotides long. The record is from RefSeq and is a predicted model, not a curated record. Lineage: Eukaryota; Metazoa; Chordata; Actinopteri; Cypriniformes; Leuciscidae.
GCCGGUGUAACAGCUCAGUAAUGGCGUCGCCACAAGAUGGCAGCCUACACAAGUACGCUCGUCGGAUUCGUCUUCCCUCUGCUCGCUGAUGCUGCUGUCUGCCACUUCAGUGCCAAGAUCAGAGAGCAGGAGAUUGUGGCAGAGGUGCAAGAGAGAGAAACCGCGAGGGAUCGGUAUGAUGAUGCUGUGAGUUCGGGUCAGCAGGCGUUUCUGCUGGAAGAGAGCGCAGAGAGUCCUGAUGUGUUCAGACUGAGUGUCGGGACGGGUGUCUGUCGCCGGGUCAGAACGCUGCCGUCACCAUCAUCUACGUCACCGAGCUCGAUGUGCAGGCCGACCACUCGCUGCGCUUCUGUCUGCUGGCUGUGCUCAACCCCCGAUACACACCAGCAGGGGGCGGUAAUUCAACAUCCACGUGCCGUUCAUACAGUGAAGAAAAAGACAAACAACAGCAUCAGAAUGGACUUUGAUAUAAGUACGCCUGCUUCCUCAUGAGUCUGAGAAUAAUAUUAUA